Ilex paraguariensis (yerba mate) is the source of this 591-nucleotide messenger RNA. NCBI's taxonomy places the organism in Eukaryota, Viridiplantae, Streptophyta, Magnoliopsida, Aquifoliales, Aquifoliaceae. The record is from the annotation of a GenBank genome assembly.
AUGAGUAGGUUAAUCUCCUUUCUGAAGAGGAAUCCAGCAUCACCAGUAUCGAGUUCGGCGAAGUCGGUGGAGGAAGGGACUACCAGAUCAUGGGGUGUUCGUAAGGUGGUGUCGGGCGCCUUGAUUUGUCUAAUGGGUGGUGUCGCUUUGAGUGCUCUCGAUGACCUUGCCAUCUAUCAUGGCUGUAGCAGCAAAGCCAUUGAGAAAGCCAGUAAGAACAAGGCAAUGAUAGAUGCUAUUGGGGAGCCUAUUGUUAGAGGUCCUUGGUACAAUGCAUCACUUGCAGUAGCUCACAAGAGGCAUUCUGUAUCUUGUACAUUUCCUGUUUCUGGACCGCAAGGCACUGGAAUCUUUCAGUUGAGGGCAGUUCGUAAUGGAGGUGACACUUGGUUUUCAUUUUUGCGGCCCCGUGACUGGGAUAUCCUUAUAAUGGAAGCUCUCCUCCAUGUUCCUGGAAAUGAAGAGAAGCAGCAAACAUUUAGAAUUAGUCUCGCAGACGACCUCCCUGAUCCAGCCUGCAAGACAUGCAUCGAUCACCAGUCACCGAAAGCAGAGGAAUCAGAGAAGAAAAAUGAAUCUCAAGCUAGUUAG